AUGGACCCAAACAGUGGUUUCUGCUCAGAAACAAAAAUUUAUCACAGUCUCAGACCCCAAGUUCCACUGCCUCCAGAAACCACCCCUCUCUCAAUCACUGACUAUGCCUUCUCUCUCCUCCGUCAAGCCUCCACCACCAUCUCCGGCGCAAAAUUCAUCGACGUCACCACCCACGAAUGCAUCCCCAGUUCUGAACUUGAAAUUCGCACUAAAACCUUAGCUUUCUCGCUGCAACACCAUGUUGGACUCUGCAAAGGCGACUGUGCCUUCGUUCUCUCUCCAAACUCUGUACAUAUCCCCAUUCUCUACCUCUCUCUCCUGUCGCUUGGCGUAAUAGUUUCUCCUUCCAAUCCAGCAAGCUCAAAAACCGAGAUUUCUCGCCAAAUCCAGAUCUGUAAACCAGUCAUCGCCUUUGUCACCUCCGACACCGCUCACAAGGUCGCCUCACUCCGGUACCGCACAAUUUUCCUCGACUCGCCCGAGUUCGAAUCAAUGACGAAGAGUCGAACUGAAACUUCUCCCCAAAAAAUCGAAGUUUUUCCAUAUGAUGUCGCGGCAAUUAUGUUUUCGUCAGGAACUACCGGAAAAACCAAAGGCGUGAUACUUACUCACCGGAACUUCAUGGCAAUGUUGGCCGGAGUGCAUGCGAUUCGUCCGAUUAGAUCGUCUACGGCUGUGAUGCUUUGUACUGUUCCAUACUUUCAUGUCUACGGAUUCACUAACUGCGUGAGAGCGGCGUCAAUGGGUGAGAUUUUGGUGUCAAUGAAGAGAUUUGAUCUCCGGCUGAUGAUGAAAGCGAUCGAAGAGUUUAGGAUUACGCAUGUCGCGUUGGCUCCGCCGGUGAUCGUAGCUCUGGUGAACAGUGGCGAUUUGGUGAACAACUACGAUCUGAGCUCUUUGGAGGCUGUGCACAGUGGCGGAGCUCCGCUAUCAGAGGCUGUGAUUGAGAGGUUUAAGAGCAAGUUUCCCAACGUGUCGCUGGGGCAGGUUAGUGUUCCAUAG
Molecule: messenger RNA, 1002 nt
Organism: Ilex paraguariensis (yerba mate)
Lineage: Eukaryota; Viridiplantae; Streptophyta; Magnoliopsida; Aquifoliales; Aquifoliaceae
Source: the annotation of a GenBank genome assembly